ACAAAAGACUUUUUCAAGGAUAUCAAAUAGCAUCAUGCCAGCAUCAGAGUUCUCCUGGACCACAUCCCAGCAGCUGCCACCGUUCCAAGUCUACGCCUCGAAGAGAAAAUGUGACCAAGAUUGUUUCAUGGAGCAAGAUGAUGGUCAGUCCACCCAGAAGCGUCCAUGCCUCAUCCCACAAUCACAGGGGACACAGAGCGUACCUGAACAUCACAUGACACCAUUCCAGCAUGAGCAAAACCAGAUGCAGGCUGUGCGUUUUGACCAGGUUGACUCUCGCAAGCAAUCUCAACCCCAUGUUGUGCCGUCGCAGUCCUGGCCUGAUGUCCAUCUCCCCAUGUCUGAGAUCUGUGAACCGGCUGAGAUGAACAAUAAUUGUCUGGAUGUAAUGCCUAAUGCGAACACCACUAACUUAAUCAUGAACAUAAACGACGAAACCUACUCAACACAACCUCACCACCAGGAGCCUAAUGAACAACAAGUGUGUGCGAGUAUGGAGGACGACUUUGUUCCCGAUCAGAGACAGUACGAUCGUGACGGGGAGUUCUGUAAAGAAUAUUGCGGGUAUGGUAACGUGAGUCCCAACUCAGGCAAGGUGCGGUGCUAUUGUAAGCCGUCAUGGGAAGCCAUGCUGGAGGUGCGACCGUAUAUAUCAGAUUACUACUAGCGGAAAAAUGAAUUGUAAAAAUGUACAUAUUCUAAUUCUCGUGUUACUGGAUAAUGGGUAAAUCUGGUGAUGUGUAUUUAUCAGAGUGAAAGUGCAUAUGACUGGCCUCCCUUCAUUAUGAAGUGCCUCUUUAAACUCUGUGCCAUAAUCCCACAAGAAGGUCAUCAAGCGGAGUGUCGAUCAGAAGAUCCUUACCCUUGGCCAAACAUUAGCUUUAUUCAGGGAAACUGCCAUUCUUCAUAGGUGUUGCUCGCGGGGGUGGGGGGGGGGGGGCAAAUGCAGAUAUUGUUUAAUGAUCUGUUUCAUUUGGUGAAUUUUCUGCCGAUUACUUCAUCGAGUUUGAUGUAAAUUAGUAAACUCCAUCCAUUUUGAUGAAAAUUAUUCAUUGUUUAUAAUAUUAUGAAAAGGAAAUAAUUUUAAUUUGUUCCAUGGGUGUAUUAUCAUCCUUACCUAAUGUAUAUGUAAAUUUGAUAAGGUCGUCUUAAACCAGUAAUUGUAAUGUGAACUUCAUAAAUGGCUUCCAUCGUACCGGUCAUAAGCUUACAUGCACAGGGUGCCGAUUCAAAAUAACAUACCAGUUAUGGGUGGCCGGAAAUGACAAAACAGACUUGCUUGAAUCCUAUGUGGCUGGUGGAAUUGAGUGACGAGACGAAUGCACUGCAAGAUGUGCCUCUCUACACUCUAAAUUCGUCUGACAAAGGAUUCUGGAGUGUCCUUUGUCCAUUUCCGGCUGCCGCAGCAGUUUUAUAAGAAUUUGAAUAGCCACAAUGAUGAAGCCAUUUAGUGUCAACUUAAGUUGUUUGUAGUGCGUGAAAGUGCUUUGUAUUUAUUAAUUACUGCCUUCUUUUUCUCAUCACUCUGUUUAUUUUGACAGGAGUGACAUCAAUGGCAUUUUAUUAUUGUUUGUUUUGUAGUAUUUUAUGUGUUUUGUUAGAAUGUUUAGGUGUGUUUGUAGUUUUCAAAUUUAAAUGGAAGUAUAUUAUGUUAAGGUACAUUAUGUUAGUUAAUGUAACAGGAUCUCGUAAGUCUCUGGUUUAAAUCAAAACAAUUCAUGAUAAGUCUGUACACAAAGGUCAACUUUUUUUUAAAGUUUACCCUUUACCCUUUUUAGCCCUUUUUUGCCCUUUUUUACAGUCCUGAUUUCAUUAGAAUGAAUUCUAAUAUAGUUAUUUUCAUUCAAUCAUUGGGAUAGGACGUCGGCCAAUAUUUGGUGACAUUUUAUAGAACCAGUUAAAAUUUUAUGGUUAACAGUAUUUUCAUGGAUCUCAUUUAAAAUUCUCCGGUGUUCACCCAAACUGUAUGAAGAAACUUGUAAGGUGGACAAAAUAAAUUUUAUUU
This is a messenger RNA of Lineus longissimus, 2005 nucleotides long. RefSeq lists its product as uncharacterized. The transcript has 6 exons. Bases 35 to 667 code for a protein of 210 amino acids. The record is from RefSeq and is a predicted model, not a curated record. Lineage: Eukaryota; Metazoa; Nemertea; Pilidiophora; Heteronemertea; Lineidae.